UAUUCUGAGUGAUCAGUUCGGAAAACUCGGAUUCCGAAAAGCUUUCUCAUCCUAUAAUCGCGAAAAACCACAACACAACAUCAGGAAAAUUGUAGCAGGUUAUCAUCCUCGGGGAUUUCUUACCAGAAUGCACGAUAGAUUUCAUACAUAAGCAGCGCAUUUUGUAAUGCACUGAACGUUUCACGUUUGUGAACCUGGGAGGUUUUUCGAUCUGUGACUGCAGAGAGCUGCGUCUCUUUGGCUGAUGAUUUUCAUUUGUACCAUAAUUUCGUUUGAUUUGAAUGCUUUCUUGGUCAGAUCUCUGUGAACUGUAAGAGUUUUUGAUUGUGUAAAAUAUCAGCCGGGAUCAGGAGGAGUGGAAGAUGGACGGAGCCCUCGAUUUGUACGCGGACGAGAAUGACAACUUUGACGAGAACUUUGGCCAGGAAGGAAUGCGUGAUCACAGCGGGGAUGCUGGUGUCGAUCUGUACAACGAUGUCCUCGGAGGCGAUACACCCAGCGGACCGAACAAGGGCGACAGCGAUCAUGGCGGCGGGGAGAUGAUGGACGACAGCAGUUUCCACGGCGGACAGCAGUCAGCGGCCGGCAGCGGUGGAGGACGUCGCUACAGUCUCAUUCUCGGCAAUCUAACCUGGUGGACAUCAGAUGACGACAUCCAGGAGCUAAUCGACAGCUUCGGCAUCCAGGAUCUGUAUGAAAUUCGCAUCCAUGAGAAUCGUUCCAAUGGUCAGUCCAAAGGUUUUGCCAUCAUCACGGUCGGCUCGGAAGAGACAUCCCGAUUUCUUCAAGCGGAAAUCCCCAAAAAUUUUCACAGGGAUCUGCAAGGCCAGACGCCGGUGUGCGUGCCCUUUUCGCGGCAGGCACUGAACACCUUCGACGCCCAGUCCCGCAAGAACGAGGGCAACCGCGGCAACCAGAUGCAGAACAAUCAGGGUAACCAGGGUAAUCGGGGCGGCGGGAUGAUGGGGAACCGCGACGGAGACCGGGGUGGUGGCGGCGUCAACAACAACAACAACAUGGGCAUGCAGAACCGGCAGAACGACAACCGCCCGCGACUGCCGCCGGGUUUCCCGCAACCCGGCACGCGCCUGCCGGGUCUGCCUGGAUUACCGCGUUUCCCGCUGGGCAUGGGUCUACCGGGAGUUAUGGCAAUGCGAGGCUUUCCACCUGGUAUGCGCCCCGGAUUGCCGGGAAUGCUACGUCCGGACCGACCGAUGGGCAUGGGCGGCAUGGACUGGGAUCCCACGGCAGCCUCGGCUGCCGCGGCGGCAUUCGGUUUCGGAGCCGGCAUGGGCCGGAUGCCCACGCCCGGGCUGGGAUUGCCGACGCCCCAUGUCAAUCCGGCAUUCUUCGGAGCGCAGGCGUUCAGCGCUAUGCAGUCACAAGAAGGGUUUGAUCGCGGUUCGGAUAUGGGUGGCGGAUCACUGCCCAACUUGGUGCCGGGAUCGGAUGAUUACGAGACGCUCAUCUCGCAGAUGAAGAGCGUAGCGUCCAAUGCCAUCGCGAAAGCGGCAGCCGAGUGUAAAACCGAUCCUAAUAGUGCGCUGGAGAAACUGGAGACCGCCCUGCUGAUUGUCAGUUCGUGUAAGGUGUCAGAUGAUGAUCGCGUACAACGCCAAAUCAAAACCCUCCAGGAAGCCAUCGACGAUAUCAAAUCAUCCAAACCCAUCGAGUCGCGCAACGGUGACCGGCAUUCACGGGAUCGGGAUCGUUCACGGGAGCGCGAACGCGACCGCCACCGCGACGACCGCGACCGGGAUUCCCGGCGGGAGCGCGAGCGCGUCCGCAGUCGCUCCAAGAGUCCGCGCCGGCGCAGCAGCCCCGACCGGGACCGGGAUUCCCGGCGGGACCGCGAUCGGGAUCGCGACCGGGACCGCCGCGAUCGGGACCGGGAUCGCGAUCGACGGGAUAGCGAUCGCGAACGGGAUCGUCGUCACUGAACGCCUCUCCUUUGCGCGGCUGUAUUUAGUUAAAAUUUUUUGACAAUUUGAUUCCACUAUCAUUAUCCUGGAUUGUAGUUUUCAACUAUUCUGCGGUAGAUGGUUUUUUUUGUUUCUGUUGUUUAUAUCAUCGCAAGUAUUGUGGUCAUGAAACUCUGUUAUUGGAAAAAGGGAUUUUUUGGCGGGCUGUGACCUUUAAUGUUGUGAGAAAGCGGUCUGAGGGAAAAACUGUUAAAUUACGUAUUUAUUUG
Molecule: messenger RNA, 2191 nt
Organism: Paramacrobiotus metropolitanus
Lineage: Eukaryota; Metazoa; Tardigrada; Eutardigrada; Parachela; Macrobiotidae
Product: cleavage and polyadenylation specificity factor subunit 6-like
Exons: 11
Coding region: 363-1940 (525 amino acids)
Biological process (GO): mRNA alternative polyadenylation
Cellular component (GO): mRNA cleavage and polyadenylation specificity factor complex
Molecular function (GO): mRNA binding
Source: RefSeq, a predicted model, not a curated record